Molecule: messenger RNA, 1029 nt
Organism: Oryza brachyantha (malo sina)
Lineage: Eukaryota; Viridiplantae; Streptophyta; Magnoliopsida; Poales; Poaceae
Product: beta-1,3-galactosyltransferase pvg3-like
Exons: 1
Coding region: 1-1029 (342 amino acids)
Cellular component (GO): Golgi membrane
Molecular function (GO): hexosyltransferase activity
Source: RefSeq, a predicted model, not a curated record
AUGAAGCCGCACGGGCUGCCGCCGGCGCCCAACCAGCGGUGGCCGGCCCUCCCGGCCGCGGCGCUCCUCCUGCUCCCCGUCGCUCUCCUCGCCUUCGUUCUCCUGGUCGUCUACCCCAACGAGUUCGCCCUGCAGGCGUCGCUGGCCGCUGGCGCCGCCGCGUGUGGUGACCAGGGUGGCGGCGGCGUCGCAGGAUCAGGCACGGUGCGCGACGGCGCAGUCGUCGUCGUUGGCGGCGAGGUGCGGGCGGCGCCGGACUUCCGGCUGCUGAUCGGCGUGCUGACACUCCCCGGCCGGUACGAGCGGCGGCACCUGCUGCGGACGGUGUACGCCCUCCAGCAGCCGGCGGUGGCGCCGAGGGCGCGGGUCGACGUCCGGUUCGUCUUCUGCCGGCUGGGCUCGCCGGAGGACCGCGUCCUGGUGGCGCUGGAGGCGAUGCGCUACGGCGACGUGGUGGAGCUGGACUGCCCCGAGAACAUGGACAACGGCAAGACCCACGCCUACUUCUCCAGUGUGCCGCCCCUGUUCGGCGACCGCGCCUACGACUUCGUCAUGAAGGCCGACGACGACACCUUCUUCCGGCUGCCGGAGCUCGCCGAGUCGCUCGGCCGCGCGCCGCGGCAGGACCUCUACUACGGCUGCAUGGUGCCGUGCGACUACGUCCGCGGGUCGAACGAGUACAUGUCCGGCAUGGGGUACGUGCUGUCGUGGGACCUCGUGGAGUGGAUCGUCGCGGCGGCGCCGGAGAUCGAGGGGAAGACCGACGGGCCGGAGGACCGGACGCUCUACUCGUGGCUCCGCCGCGGCGGCAGGGGCAAGAACCGGGUGGACGUGAAGCCGGCCAUGUACAACUUCCCCGGGUGGCACCCGUGCUCGCACGAGUUCAUACCGGACACCAUCGCCGUGCACCAGCUCAAGGACAACGGCCGCUGGGCGAGGACGCUCCGCUACUUCAACUUCACCGCCGGCCUCAAGCCGUCCGGCUCCGGCCAACUUCUCCCCGGCGAUGAUAAGUUGAUCUCGUCAUGA